Molecule: messenger RNA, 2962 nt
Organism: Harpegnathos saltator (Jerdon's jumping ant)
Lineage: Eukaryota; Metazoa; Arthropoda; Insecta; Hymenoptera; Formicidae
Product: F-box only protein 21
Exons: 9
Coding region: 165-2027 (620 amino acids)
Molecular function (GO): DNA binding; protein binding
Source: RefSeq, a predicted model, not a curated record
CAGUUAAAAAGAACAAACUCUGUAUAUAGAACAUCAGUACGAUCACUAACCGAUAGUCGCUUCCGGUAGAUUUGUGCGCAUUUCCUUUGUGAGUCUAGAUAGACAGAUUUACUGUUAUUUAUCGCGAAUCGCAUGUAUUUUCAUUCUUUAUAAUUUUCUUCCUGAUGGCGAAUCUAACACGCUUGCCGGACGACGUCAUCUGUUUAAUUCUGGAGGAUAAGAACAUCAGCAUAAAAGAUGUUGUGAAUUUUAGCUUAACUUGCAAGUUAUUCUACACAACAGUCAACAACAACAACGCCCUAUGGAGACGCAAGUUUUUCCAGAGAUGGCCUGCUUUAAAAACAAAUUGUGACCGAUAUUGGCGUGAAGGAGGUGUAAAUAUUAAGGAAGAAAUAAUAAAACGAGAAAGAUGUAGAGAAAAAUUAUUAGAUUACUUUACGAGGUUAUAUGACCAAAAUUAUUACAAGGGAGACUUAAGUUUUAGUGAUAUGUUGAAUUUUAAGGAAGUAUUCUGUAUAGUGGAAGAAGAUACAUAUCUUUUGGAAUAUUAUUACCUUCAGGAUGAAAUAAAGGAGAUUCUUCGAGGUAAUGAAUGGGAUAGACAUACUAACUUGAGAAAUAAAUAUUAUGCUCGGAAGGUUUCUAUGUACCUGAAAGAAUGUCACUUGAGGAAUAAGUGGCAGAAAUUCAUAAACCGGCCUGCUGCACAACAUGUCUCAGAAUGGGCAGCAACUUUUAUGGCACAAUGGUGCAAACCUCUGGAACGUAUAUCUUACUCACAUAUAGUAGCAUCAUUGGACAAUAUUGCACAGCAAGUGCUGAAGAUACUUCAAGAGGAAUAUCCUCGGCAUUCGAUAUUCUUAGUAUCUGCCGAACAGUUCUCUUUCUGGAGAACCAACAUGAAUAAUGACAAUCAAUGGGACAAAACAGAAACACAGCAAAUCUUAAAUAUCAUUUGCAGAGUUAUGUUUCAUAAUUUAGGUUUCCGUGCAUUUAAUGAUUCCGAACGAGCUAGUUCACAUUACAAAAAUUUUAUAGAUAAUGUUUUAGAAGACAAACGUGGAGAUGUUUUAAUAUUGACAAUAAUAUUUGAGAGUGUGGCAAGAAGACUGGGUGUAUCUUGUGAUUAUUUUACUUUCUCUAAUUAUUUUUCUUUAAUUUGGAAAGAAAGAUGUGACAUGACAAGACUCGAAAGCGAAAGUUAUUAUUAUAUUGACAUUUUUUCUAAUGGGACUGUUCUAAACAGAGUAGGGUGUCCUAGAUUUUAUAAUGAUACUACCUACUAUAUAACAUGUCCUAUAAAGAAUCGUAAGGUACCCAAACCAACUCCAGCACAGUUGAUAGUACGACUGUUAAACUAUGUGCACAUUUGCGUGAGCAAAGAAAGCGACAGAAGGCGAACACAAAGAAAUCGCUUAAUACAAGAACUUCGACUCAUGGUAAAUCAGGACGAUUUGGAAGGAGUUUCAUGGUUAAUUGAUAUUUAUAGAUCGUAUAAGAUGGAUUUAUCGGGUAUCGCGAUGUUAUUAAAGAAUAUUCGUGAUACAAAUACAAAUCUGUUGGUGACGAGAGCAAGAGCUAAAGUGAUAUUAGAUAGGCUUGAAAAAAUACAAGAAAUCAUACCACCAAACGUCAUACCAAAAGAAAGGUCAAAGUAUGUAAAUUAUGCAGUUGGGAUGAUCGUGGAGUUCGAUGACUAUACAUGCGAACCUACACGCAUAGGCGUAAUAGUAGGUUGGGGCAGGGAUGGCAAUGAGUUAAUCCGUCAGGAUCAUCAGCGUUAUAGGUCGACAAAAGCAAUACCGUACUAUGAGGUAUUUUUUAGCGACGAUAAAACCUUUUUCCUUCCUCAAGUUUGUAUAAACCCAGCGAAGAAGCCGACAUGGAUCGAUCAUAGUGAAAUCGGCCGAUACUUCAGUCACUUUCAAGGAACUCACUAUAUGCCAAAUCAAAAAUUGUUGGAGGAGUAUCCAGACGAUCUUGAGGUUUUACGUGAAUAUUGCAAACGUUAUUACAAAUGUUCCUAAGUUAAAAUCGUUCCAAGCUUAAUAUAUAAUCGCAGAAAAGAGAGAAAGGGAUCUUUAUCACAAUUCAAUCCGAUCUGAGGGUUUGAUUCUAGCUAUUUAUAUAGCUAUUUGUUUCUAGCUAUUUAUAUAGCUAUUUGUUUCUAGCUAUUUAUAUAUGAUCACUAUUCAUAAUGAAAUAGACAAUGCGCAAACAGUAAGGCUUGUAGCACACAAAAAGUUUUGAGCAAUAGAAUCAAUGGAACUUUAAACGUUACAUCUGUCGAACAGUUAGAGUCGAGAAUUAUGAAGAACAAUAAAAAUUGCCAUUUUAACAUUUUCGACUAUAAUUAGAUUCGCUCAUUGCUCACGUUUUCUAUGCUUACGUUUUUACAAUGUAUAUCGGUCUAGCUGACGACUAGCGUUUGAUGUGUGUGGGUGUAUUAUAAUAUCGGGAUAUCUUCUGAUACACAUGAAAACUUAAAUGUGAAUCGGAAUAUAGAAACGGCACGAACGCGAUAACGUCACUGGAUUUAUAUUCGUAUGAUUCUUUUCUUCGUUAUCUCGAUGUUUUAUUCCUCGUAUUACUUCCCGCGUGUUAGCAAACAUACUGUAUAAAAUGAAAAAUGGCAUUGUACAGUAUAAGGGAUUUCUUUUAUAAGUGUAGAAAUAUAAUCGACAGCUUAUAUCGGGAAGAUUCCCGAUUUCAUUUUUUCCAACACAUGUUACAAGAUAAUGUUAUAUAGAAUUUCCUGUAUGCAGAGAUUAGAAAGGAGGAAAGCGGUUACUCGUGUACUCACAAUUCAGUAUUACUUUUAGUUAUCGAAAAUCGACAUUUAAGUAUAACGGCAAAAUAUUUUUUUACUUAUGAAAACAAUAUUUUUAUGUACAAAUAAUUAUUAUGAAAUGUGAGAUUUCGCGCGCUACCAGUUAAUAAAGAUAAACUUUUUAUGUAUCUU